AUGCCUAGGUAUGGGAGGGAAAUACUUUCUCGGAUGCUUACGGUUUUAGGAUUUGGAAUGAAUGUGAUGACUAUUGUUAUAAUUGCUUUGCUUGCAAUUACUCGGAGUAAUGCCAGUCGAAUUCACAGGGUAGGAGCAUCUGUGUCAUUUAUGGACCUGGUUUUGCUUGUGAAGAAAGAACUUCAUGAAGACUUUAUUGUAUAUCAUGAGUGGCUUUUCAGAAGUUCUCAAUUGAUAGUUUGGGUCAUGAAAUGCCUUAAAGAGAGUUCUGUUGUUUUGUUGGAUGUCGUGUUUAGCAUGUCCAUCAACAUUAUCAGGAUAAAACGGGAAUCUGCCAAGAGCAGUUCAUUGGAAGAUCAACUUCUUUCUGUCAACACAGACAUCGAGGAGGGUUUUCAUGGGGACUUUGGAAAUGCUAUGAGCUAUUGGGAUCACAUGACAUUCAAAACUAUCACUUCUGUGAUGAAUCAUGGAGUCAUAAAGCAGCUUGGCUUUGAGGAUUUACUUUCGCUACCUAGUGACAUGGAACCUUCUUCCUGUCAUGAUAAAUUGUUAAGCUGCUGGAGAGUUCAGCAGAGUAGCUCUAACCCCUUCUUCUUUAAAGCAAUCUGUUGUGCAUACGGAUGGCCAUAUCUUCGUCUUGGUCUGUUAAAGGUAAUUUAA
Molecule: messenger RNA, 663 nt
Organism: Dovyalis caffra
Lineage: Eukaryota; Viridiplantae; Streptophyta; Magnoliopsida; Malpighiales; Salicaceae
Source: the annotation of a GenBank genome assembly